UGGCAGGCCAGCCGGGCCGUGAGCGCGGUGGGAACGGGCUUCCCAAAAAGCCAGCCCCAGGCCGGAGUCAGCAUAGAAUGAAGGGGACGGCCCUAAUGUUGUGUUGGCAAAGCUCACUUCUUGGGUUGCGGGCGGAGAAGAGCGGACGUGGGGACUCGGGUCGGGGCGCAGCGUAACUAAGAGAGCCUUUCCAUUUAGGGCGAGACAAAAUGGGCGGGCACGAGCGGUCUGGUGUCCAAGCCAAUUGGUCAGACGACGACUACUUCACUUAUUAGAUUAGUAUUAGCCCGGAAUGAAAUGAGAUAAAAAAAUAGAAAGAACGCGAAGCGCUAUAGGAUCGGUUUUUUUGGGGGGAUAAGCUCGCUUCUUCACAAGCUUAUCCCCGCCCCGACCGGCAGCUGCUGGGUCUCCCCAUCUCUCCAAACCUUCCCCCGGUCUUCGGCCCGAGCUGUAUGAGGCAGAAACUCGUCCCACGUACGGUUCGGAGGCCGAGCCCCACCCCAGCAGUAAUGGUGCGGCUUAGGUCAACUAACACAAAGAAGAUACAGUUCACUCAACGAUUGCCUUUGGGUUCCGAACUCCAUAUGGGGAAGGAGCGUUGUUGUUUGCGAGGUCUCGAUCAUUUACAUGGACCCACUUCUCAUUCCAUUUGUGGGAAUUUUAUGAUCUAUAAACCGUCCCUAACGAUCGAUCGGCUCAUGUUUGAGCGUGAUGAAUCACAAUCACUUCGUGCCGACCUGUUGCUAAAAAACUUUCCGGCCUCAUAUGAGAAUGGAAAACUGGAGCAUUUUCUGUAUUGGUGGAUGAAGAAUCGCAAACAUAAUAAUUUCUGGUUAACCAUGUUCCCAGAAAAAAGAUACUUUCGAGAAACGACGAGCACGACUGAAGUGGCUAUACAUACAAAUCUAUUUACGGAUCUAUAUGCUUCGAUUGGAACUGGAAGUUCCAGAACAGGAGGCUGGUAUACCACCAUAAUGAAACUGCCUUUUAUUUUUUUUAUUCGGAUAGGAUUUAUGUUGGCUUCGUUGGGAGGCUCGCGUAGUUUGUUACGUCAGCUCCAAAAGGAUAAGUUGCGUUGGAAUCGAGAAAGUUCCGUAGAGUUCAUAAUUGCAUAAAAGGAGUCAAAGUAGUGGCUGCGGCGCGUCGCGGCACUUCUUUGAUGGUCCCCGUCCGCCCGCCCCGCUCUGAAGAAUUC
Rubroshorea leprosula is the source of this 1195-nucleotide messenger RNA. Lineage: Eukaryota; Viridiplantae; Streptophyta; Magnoliopsida; Malvales; Dipterocarpaceae. The record is from the annotation of a GenBank genome assembly.